UUCUCAUCCUUUCAUCCUUCAUCAGUAUCAGUAACAAUCUUCUGCUUCUUUCUUCCUCUAAUGAACAACUGAGGAUUACAUCAAAAGCUCUGAUUAACAUUAACUACAUUCCAAAUCAAAAUCAGUCAUCACAUACUUUUGUCUAUACUCACCAUCCAUCAACUUCAACUGCUCAUACAGUUAGUAUAUUCAAAUCAGUUUACAACGCAGAUAUACAUCGUAAAGAUAUAUAGAUAGGAUUCCAUCAUGACUACAACCCAUUCUCCUUUGUUACCAAUGAGUCAUCAAGUUCCCUUCCGACAACCCGCUCUUCCUGUUCCACUCUCAUGGGGAUUCGCUAGACCUUCUCAAUCAUUUCUUCAACCUACAUCUUUAUCUCCCAAGAAAGAACAACCCAGAGCGGUUUCUUCAUCCAAGACUCGAAAACGAUGUACAUCAGAGGAAAUGGAUCACGACCAGCAACCCAUCUCAACUCGAAUCAUCUCUGCCUGUCCGAUUAAAAGAGUCAAGAAGGGCGUUAGUCAGUCUUCCUCGGAUGCUGAUAUGACUACCAGCGAUUCAAAGGAUGAUGGAGAGGAUCAAAUUGAUUUGGGAAAAGCAUUCUCUAGUCUCACUAAGCCUGAGCUUCUCACUUUACUUCAGAGUAUCGUCGCUCAACACCCAGAACUCAAACGAUCUAUUCCCGCGCUACUUCCGAAACCCACAAUCGAAGCUAUCACCACCAAACUAGCGGAGGUUGAGAGUCAGCUCUUGGAAUCGAUACCUAACAAGCGUACUAACCGAGAGGAAUACAUCUGGAACCGAGUUCGAUGUCCUCUGAAUGAGUAUGUCAACGAGUGUCUCGGUUUACUCAAGAUCUGGACCAAAGGCGAAGAUGGUUUCGAACAAUCCCAAAUCCACACCACAGUCUCGAAUCAAUUCAGUUUUCUGUACUUACUCACCACAUCCAUCAAAAAGAUCGAUAACUGUUUGCCUACCACCAGUCGUGAUCAAUCAGAUAUGCUCAAUUAUGCAGCUUCUCAACCUUUGCGUUCAGUUUUGAUACCAGAUCUACUACAAGCCUGGCGACAGUUCAUUGAGAAGAUCUAUCAUAUCACUUCAACCAAUGGUAUCAUCCUGUCAGAAUCAUCUAUCGAGAAAUGGUUUGCCCAGCUCAACGAUCUUGCUCAUCCAACCUCUGAAGAUGAUAGGAGUCACAGUUCGCAGUUUAUGGAACCUAUCCGAGAUCUCGCUAAACGUCAAUUUGGAGACAUUGUGCGUUCACGGAGGACAUUUGCUCCAUUCAAUAUGACAGUAGAGAAUGCAUAUUCUCAACAAACCUCUUGGACCGCUUCUCAAGGCUUCUCUUCACGAUUGAUGACUGGAGGAGGUCAUUAUUCUUAUGGACAAUCACAUGAGGAGAUGCUUUGAUACUUGCUCUUCUUCAUGACUCUUUAGCUCUUUCCGGUUUACAUUCACACACAUAACAGAUAUACGUAGUUUACCCUUGUGUUUGCAAGAUCGCCCAUUAGUUAUGCUCUUUACAAUCCGGCCUCUAUUACUUUCCAUCUUUCCUUAUUCUAGUCUUUCCAAUCUACUUCUUCAUAUAUGCUCUCAUAUGUUUUUUUAUUAUGAUAUGUUUUCUUAGUGGGAUUAAUCUGACACAAAAUCAGUCUGCUUGCUGACACGUUUAUAUGUCGGAUGAUGAGAUCUGUGGUUGGGUCAUCUCAUUGGUUUUCUAUUGAUUUUCAUCUGUAUAUAUCAAAAAGAAAAAGAAGGGACUUUAGUUUGCAAGCGAUGUAGUUGGACUCUGUGUGGUUUGGAAUUUUUUCUUUGAAAAUUGAUAUAUAAAAUUC
Messenger RNA from Melampsora larici-populina 98AG31, 1835 nucleotides. RefSeq lists its product as uncharacterized. The transcript has 3 exons. Gene Ontology annotation, biological process: nuclear protein quality control by the ubiquitin-proteasome system; proteasome localization. Gene Ontology annotation, cellular component: nucleus. NCBI's taxonomy places the organism in Eukaryota, Fungi, Basidiomycota, Pucciniomycetes, Pucciniales, Melampsoraceae. Bases 247 to 1410 code for a protein of 387 amino acids. The record is from RefSeq and is a predicted model, not a curated record.